AUGGACAGAGUCGCACAACCCCCUGUCUCUGUGUUCACCAUAGGAGAAUAUGUUGAUUAUUCAGCCACUGUCCCUCUGCCGGUAAAGAAAAAGUGGAACCUGAGGGGUAAUCAGAUUUUUAAAUGGGUGCUGCUAAUCUUGGCAUUGAUAGCAAUAUGUGGAGCAGCAGCUGAAAUUUUUAUCCUGAGGACGAUACAGAACAAACUAGAAGACACUCACGAAAUGGUCGAAAUGAAAUUGGAUGCACAGAUAAUGAAUAAGGAGCCAGGUAAACCACAGGUUGUACCAUCAGCACAUAUUACAGGAACUGAAGAUCUGACCUCAGAAAGUCUUCUUCAUUGGGAGCCCAGCCAAGGCUUAUCAUUUCACUACCAAGUGGGAUACAAAAAUGGGUCACUACUUUGCAUAAAAUCCGGGCAUUACUAUGUGUACUCAAAGCUUCAGCUUGGAUCUCGGGAAUGCAGCACAAUAACUGACACAUCUGCCUUUUAUUCUCACUACGUGUCCAAAAAAUCUUCAAACUCUGAACAUGAAGAAGUGCUUCUGGAAAACAGCAGGAGGUUUUGUGAAAUCCAUGGGAAAGCCAGUUGGAAGGGAAGCAGCUACUUAGCUGGCAUUUUUUUUCUUAACCAAGGUGAAGAAAUUUAUGUAAAGAUGUCCCCAAAACAUCUUUUACGAGUUAAGGAUGGAACCACUACUUUCUUUGGAAUUUUCAUGCUGUAG
Pelobates fuscus (common spadefoot toad) is the source of this 723-nucleotide messenger RNA. RefSeq names its product TNF superfamily member 14 (gene TNFSF14). The coding region runs from base 1 to 723 and encodes 240 amino acids. The transcript is spliced from 4 exons. Gene Ontology annotation, biological process: immune response. Gene Ontology annotation, molecular function: tumor necrosis factor receptor binding. The record is from RefSeq and is a predicted model, not a curated record. Gene Ontology annotation, cellular component: membrane. Lineage: Eukaryota; Metazoa; Chordata; Amphibia; Anura; Pelobatidae.